UUUGCCUCCAUCACUUUCUGUCGCCGCACCUUGCUGCCAUCUGUCUAGGUCUCUCACCUUCAUCAACCUUCCAUUCAAUUGACUUUUCUCUACGUAUUGGACAGCGAGGCUGCUGUAUCUGGCACGGAUUUCCUUCUCCCCAGGCAUUGGUUCUUACCACUGUUUCCCCUCAGAAACCCUCCAUCCACCCCAAAGACGAGUGCAAUCUGGCGACUGCAGUCAAGUUCCCAGCGGCCUUGACCGCGGAGAACAUGUCAGUGUCGAACGGCCCAACUACACUCCCGGAUGACGAUUUUGACUACGAAGCUCUACCGCCCAACUAUGGACUAUCCCACAACAUGCUUGCCGGCGCAUUUGCUGGAAUCGCCGUAUGAAAGCUCUCAACCUUGACAAUUCUUGCACAAGAUCAAGCCAUUGACAUUUUUUCUCUCUAGGAACACACGGUGAUGUAUCCUGUCGAUUUGAUGAAGACACGCAUGCAAAUCAUAAAUCCUUCCGCCGGCGGCCUCUAUACCGGAUUAUCCCACGCAGUCUCCACGAUAUAUCGAAUAGAAGGACUCCGAACGUUAUGGAGAGGAAUGACUAGUGUGAUUGUUGGUGCAGGUCCGGCUCAUGCCGUCUAUUUCGGCACUUAUGAGGUUGUCAAAGACCUUGCUGGUGGUAACAAGGCGGAUGGAAAACACCACCCAUUGGCAGCCGCAACGAGUGGAGCCUGCGCCACAAUCGCGAGCGAUGCUCUCAUGAACCCUUUCGAUGUGAUCAAGCAACGAAUGCAAGUUCAUGGUUCUACCUAUCGAUCACUGGCCGACUGCGCGAGGACAGUGUUCCGCGCUGAAGGCCUCUCGGCGUUCUACGUCUCGUAUCCAACCACAUUAUGCAUGACUGUGCCCUUCACCGCAACACAAUUCAUGGCAUACGAGUCUGUGUCUCAGAUGAUGAAUCCUCGGAAAGAGUAUGACCCCAUCACACACUGCGUUGCCGGAGGCCUUGCGGGCGCCUUUGCUGCUGGAAUCACCACUCCGCUCGACGUGAUCAAGACACUAUUACAGACACGAGGCUUAAGCCAACAGGACGAGAUUCGUAACGUUCGGGGAUUGUUUCAUGCCGCAGCAAUCAUCAAGAAAGAAUUUGGCUGGGUCGGUUUCAUGAGAGGUUGGCGGCCUCGGAUCAUCACCACUAUGCCUAGCACUGCAAUUUGCUGGUCGUCGUACGAAAUGGCCAAAGCCUACUUUAGGCGAACAUUACGAGACGAGCACAAUGCUUCAGUUGGAAAACUUUGAAACAGUAAACCGUCGAAGAGCAAGAUACAUGAGGUGGCCCGCCAUUUUGGAACCGGGCGGAGUCUGUUGUCAACAAUCAAAUGCUCGUCAAAGCGAUCGAGGUUGCUUGUUGCUCAGCCUUGAUCAGUUCCAUCUUGCAAACUGGACGGUUUGAGCAAAGGACUAUAUGCUCUAGGAGAGCAAUGCCAGCGAUUAAGUCUUUUAAGGACUCCACACGCUGCUAUUCUGCGGAUGUGUCGGCGGGCCUUUUUGCAUGGCGAAUGGGGCGUUUUCCCGCCUCGAACGGGACAAGAACUGUGUCUUCCAUAUUGGUGAAGACGGGUUUCAUCGAUGCUGGUCAUGUUAAUAGAUGGCUUGCCAUGUCCCUCUGGUGGAAAAGCCGGAGCUUCUUUUUUUCUGGAUAACGCCUGUGUACAUUUAUCAAAAAGCAGGUCGGAUUGGGUGCGGGUGAGCAUCCACCGUGCGUGAUAGAUAGGUGGACAGCAAUGUGGACGUAACAGGGUCGAGGCGGCCCCUUGGCCGACGGUCGGCGUUGGGUGCCUUGCGCCACCUAUCGUAUGUUGGCUGUCUGCCUAAAAUAUACCACGACAGUGGCGGUGUGGCUCCAUACAAUCGAUGAUAAUGUGUUAAUUAUUGUACAUUA
Messenger RNA from Exophiala mesophila, 1923 nucleotides. RefSeq lists its product as hypothetical. Lineage: Eukaryota; Fungi; Ascomycota; Eurotiomycetes; Chaetothyriales; Herpotrichiellaceae. The record is from RefSeq and is a predicted model, not a curated record. Bases 447 to 1280 code for a protein of 277 amino acids. Gene Ontology annotation, cellular component: mitochondrial membrane. The transcript has 7 exons. Gene Ontology annotation, biological process: iron import into the mitochondrion. Gene Ontology annotation, molecular function: ferrous iron transmembrane transporter activity.